AUGGAAGAGGUGAACGUACUAAUGGUUCCACUUCCGGCACAGGGCCAUCUCAACCCACUCCUCCACCUCUCCCGCCUUAUUUCAUCCCACAACAUUCCUGUCCACUUCGUUUCUACUCCAGCCCACACCCGCCAGGCCAAAACCCGAAUCCAUGGUUGGGAUCCUUUGUCCAUUUCCAACAUUCAUUUCCAUGAAUUCCCUGUUCCUUCCUAUGAAACACCUCCUGCGGAUCCAUAUAGUUCCACCAGAUACCCAACCCAACUCAUUCCCGCCUUUUUCGCAUCGAUUCAUCUUCGCGAACCGAUUUUCUCUUUGAUGAAACAACUGUCGAACACUACGAGAAGAUUAGUUGUCAUUUAUGAUUCCCUGAUGGCGUAUGUUAUCCAAGACAUUGGUGAGAUCCCGAACGCCGAAUCGUUCGUUUUUCAGAGUGUUUCGGCUUUUGCUGCCUACUUCUACCUUCGGGAAUAUGUAGGAAAACCUGAAGUUUCGGAAUCCAAAAUAUUCCAAACUCUGCCUGAGAGGAACUACCCUGCAGAGUUCGAAGAAUACAUUCGAAUUCAGUUUGAGAAACCGAUUUCGAGUUCAGGUGAUUUAUUCAAUUCCUGCAGAGCCAUAGAGGGAAAGUUUCUCGAUGGCGUAGCUAAGAUGAAGGAAUCAAGUAGUUACAAGAAUUGGGCAAUUGGUCCAUUCAAUCCUGUUGUGAUAAACAAAAAGGAGUUGAACUCAGAGAAGAGACAUUGUUGUCUUGAUUGGCUGGAUAAGCAGCCUCCGAAUUCUGUAAUUUUUGUGUCGUUUGGUUCGACGACAGCAGUUUCAGAUGAGCAGAUCAGAGAGAUCGCAAUCGGCCAUAAGAAUACAGAGUUUUCCGUUUAUUCAUUGCAUCUUUCCAUCUCCAAAGUAGAUCAAAAUCAAGGUAGAGUUAGGAUUUUGUAA
Molecule: messenger RNA, 936 nt
Organism: Oldenlandia corymbosa var. corymbosa
Lineage: Eukaryota; Viridiplantae; Streptophyta; Magnoliopsida; Gentianales; Rubiaceae
Source: the annotation of a GenBank genome assembly